GGUGUGCGGAUGGCAUUGAUGCCAGAUGCCUUAGUGAGCUCUUCCUCUAUGCCCUGGGCAUCCACCCGCCACGGGGGAUGAAAUUUGGUGCUAAUUUGCCCAAGGGUGUCAGAAGGAGCCCCGGCCGGGUCCCCAAGAGGUGGCAUCGCGACAGCGCCCGCCCCCCUGCCCACCGCAGAGCAUGGCCCGGCUGGACUUGGAGGAGCUGGCCGAGAUAGAGCUGCAGAGAGAUGAGGAGGAGGCAGCCGCGCUGGGCGCAGUGCGAAGACCCUCAGCGGUGGCAGCGGCUGACCAGGACCCUGCCCUGAGCUUGAGUCACCCCUUCUACGACGUGGCCAGACACGGCAUCCUGCAGGUGGGAGGGGAGGACCACCUUGGGAGACGCAUCGUCACCUUCAGCUGCUGCCGGAUGCCCCCCUCGCACGAGCUCAACCACAGGCGUCUGCUGGAGUACCUGAAGCACACGCUGGACCAGCACGUGCAGAGCGACUACACCGUCGUCUACUUCCACUUCGGGCUCAGCAGCCGGAACAAGCCGUCGCUGCGCUGGCUGCAGGGCGCCUACCGGGAGUUCGACAGGAGGCACAAGAAGAACCUGAAGGCCCUCUACGUGGUGCACCCCACCAGCUUCAUCAAAGUCCUGUGGACCGUCUUCAAGCCCCUCAUCAGUCACAAGUUUGGGAAAAAAGUCACCUACUUCAACUACCUGAGCGAGCUCCGUGAGCACCUCAAGUGCGACCAGCUGGCCAUCCCCCCGGAAGUCGUGCAGUACGAGGAGAAACGUUCUGUGAUGCUAGACAUGGCCCGCACUGUCCACGUGUGGCUGUCGAGCCCUCGAGAUGUGGCUGCUGCACCUCCCCUCAGCCUCAGAGACAAAAACCAAGGUGAACUCAUCCCCCCGGUGCUGCGGUUCACGGUGACGUACCUGCGGGAGAAGGUGAACGGGUGUGGCUGUGCCAAUAAAGCUUUAUUGAUAAAAGUCUGCCACUUGGCCCCCAGGCCCUCGGGCUGCAGUCUGCCAGCGCCCGGCCUGCCUUCCCACUUAUCCAGUGAGCAGCUUUCUGGGAGGCAGCAGCCAGGCGCUCAAGCAGGGAGGGAGCUGGGGGAGAGAGGGUUUGCUGAGAACAGCUGCUCGGCUGGGAGUAGGAGCUCCAGGCCAUCGGGGCACUGUCCCCUGCACCUGGGCCCUCCCCUCAGGGGGACUCAGGAGGGACCCCUGCCCCCCGCCCCCCGUGCCGUGGCAGGUGUGGAGAGCAGCCUGCGCGUGACCCGCUGCCGGCAGAUCCUGCGGGGCCUGCCAGACCACAACUACGCGGUCCUCAGCUACCUCAUGGGCUUCCUGCACGAGGUAUCCCGGGAGAGCAUUUUUAACAAGAUGACCAGCUCCAACCUGGCCUGCGUCUUCGGGCUGAAUUUGAUCUGGCCGUCCCAGGGGGCGUCCUCCCUGGGUGCCCUGGUGCCCCUGAACCUGUUCACUGAGCUGCUGAUCGAGUACUAUGGGAAGGUCUUCAGCACCCAGGACGCCCGCGGGGAGGCGGUGCCGGAUAAGUGGGCUCGUGGCUUCAGCGUGGCGAGGCCUCGUCAGCCUCCGCGGCGUUAA
This is a messenger RNA of Myotis davidii, 1600 nucleotides long. RefSeq names its product Rho GTPase activating protein 8 (gene ARHGAP8). Lineage: Eukaryota; Metazoa; Chordata; Mammalia; Chiroptera; Vespertilionidae. Gene Ontology annotation, biological process: negative regulation of endocytic recycling; small GTPase-mediated signal transduction. Gene Ontology annotation, cellular component: cytoplasm. The transcript is spliced from 13 exons. The record is from RefSeq and is a predicted model, not a curated record. Gene Ontology annotation, molecular function: GTPase activator activity. Bases 182 to 1600 code for a protein of 472 amino acids.